GCCCGCAGCAGCUGCUAUCCCUGGUCUAGGCACCUCCUGCUCUCGCCAUGGCGCUGCACUGGGCCCUGGAAGCCCUGUGCCUCCUCCCACUGCUGAACCCUCAGAACCCAGCCUGCACCAAUGUCACAGCCAUGCCCAUCACCAGCGCCACGCUGGACUGGCUCAGCCGCAAGUGGUUUUCCACCGCAUAUGCCUUUCGGAAUCCAGAGUACAAAAAAUGGGCUGAAGAAGUACACACGAACUCAUUUCACUUAGAUGCAGAUCCCAGGGAAAACAAUGUGAAGAUAGAGGAACAAAUGACCAUCGGGGACCACUGCAUCCAGAACUCAAGCUUCUUCACAGUGCAGAGGGAGAAUGGAACCUUGACCAAAGUCGUGAAUGGUAAGGCAUUUGUGGGCAGCCUGCUGCUCCUGCGGGACCCCCAUAGCUUCGUGUUGGGCUUCCACCUGGAGGAUGAGCACAACCACAACCUGGCCUUCUACACUCACAAGCCAGAAGCAUCACCUGAGCAACUGCAGGACUUCCGCGAGGCCACUGAGUGUGUGGGCCUGCACACAUCGGAGAUCCUGUAUGUGGACUGGAAAAAGGUAUCCAGGCUUUGAUGCCACACAAACCUCAGCAAAUCCAGGACUUUGAUCCUUAUCGUUACACAAGGGAGUAGCUUGUGGAAUGGCCUCCUUUGUGCUCUUCUCCAAGCCUACCUCCCUGCACAGCCCUAUCUGCUAACUCAGAGCUGGGCAGCGCUGACACGUGGGGUCAUAGCCGAGCCAGGAUUUCCUGACUACUACCAAGAAAGUCCUCAUCCUUCCAUGCUGGGCUGAGGCUCUUGGCCUGGGAAAGGUCUCAGGGACGUGGCUGGCUGCCCUGGCCCUCUGCUCGGAGCCGUUGCCCUCCUGGGGCCUUGGGACAGGUGUCCAGCUGCCUCGGGGUGCUCUCCGAGGAUGCGGCAGGCGCACCGGGAAGGCUUAGCCAGCUCUGGCUGGGGUUUGAGCACUUUGUGGGGUGAAGAAGCUGAGGCCCAGAGAGGGACGGCAGCAGGGCCCAGGCCCACCAGCCACGGAGAGCCGGGCCAUACCUGUGCCGA
This is a messenger RNA of Octodon degus (degu), 1084 nucleotides long. Its product is annotated as alpha-1-acid glycoprotein-like. The transcript has 7 exons. Gene Ontology annotation, biological process: regulation of immune system process. The record is from RefSeq and is a predicted model, not a curated record. NCBI's taxonomy places the organism in Eukaryota, Metazoa, Chordata, Mammalia, Rodentia, Octodontidae. The coding region runs from base 48 to 602 and encodes 184 amino acids.